Molecule: messenger RNA, 1789 nt
Organism: Malaclemys terrapin pileata
Lineage: Eukaryota; Metazoa; Chordata; Testudines; Emydidae
Gene: METTL24
Product: methyltransferase like 24
Exons: 5
Coding region: 403-1530 (375 amino acids)
Source: RefSeq, a predicted model, not a curated record
GGGGCUAUCCUGGGAGAAGCGCACACCAAGCAGAGCAGACCCCGCGGGCGCGGGGCACCGCUGCACGCGGCUAGGCGCUUAGCACAGAGACGGGCUCUCUGAGCUCCCCUUCAGCCAGGUCACACCCCCAUCCCCGGGGAGCAAACCCCACCCCGGCGAGCGUCAGGCUGGGUGUGGUUGGUGUCCGCGCCGGCCUCACCCCCUUUGCAAAUAUGCACAGCUCGUCCGAGCUGGCUGGCUGCGGCGGGGCUCCGGCUCGGCCCCGGGGGAGCGCCCCCCCGCGUCAAUGAGCGGCUUGGCCGCCUGCCUUCCCCAGCGCCCCGACUCUCGCAUGGGACCCUCCGCCAGCCGGGCGGCAGCAGGCUCCCGCUCCCAGGGGCUCGCCCGCCCGGUGAGCGGGGGAUGAUGCCUAAGGAGAAGCCGCUGUGGAAGGGCUUCGCGUUCCGCUUCUGCCUGCUCUCGGCCGCGGUCUUCCUCUGCCUGCAGCUGGGGCUGAGGCGCUCCUGCGCGCCGGCGGAGAAGGCGGGAGCAGCUGCGGCCAGGGCGCUGCCCGCCCGGGGAACAGAGCAGCGCCGCAAGAACGAAGUGGAGGCGCACCUGGCGCCGGGGGCGGGGCGGCCGGAGGCGGCGACCGCCAGCAGGAGGCGGGUGACCUACCUGAGAAGCAGCCGCAGAAGGAGCUCGGAGCCCGCCUGCUGCCCCCUGCAGACCCUGGGCAGCAGCCGCAGGAAGGUAGGGUCCUGUGAGACUAUACGAUGGCACGUAGACCUGCAGCCUUGGGCAAGUCCAACUCCUUCCCUGAAUUAUGAGGCCUUGAGGUUCCUGAAGUAUAUCACCACACCUCAGAUUUCAUGUGAACAUAUGAAUAUGAACAGCCUGACAGAUAACUCUAAAACCAUAAAGAAUCCGUGGUCAAUCUGUCUUGAUGACAGGUUCAGUUUAGUUCAUCGAAUCAAAAGCAAGCAAUGCCGUCUCUAUUCACUUGGACUGAGCAGUGAUGAUAACCAGUUUGAGAUCAGCAUGGCCAACAGUGGAUGUGAGGUGCAUCGAUUUGAUCCUAGUAUCAAAUCAGCUCAUAUUCAGGAGGGACAACACCUCUGGAACCAUCGCCUGUCCAUUGACUGGAGAGAUCCCAAUCCGGCAAUUGCUGCUCAUAAACUACGUAGCCGUACAAAAAAGCUUGGCACCAUCUUGAAUGAAUUUGGACACCAGAAGAUUGAUGUCCUCAAGGCAGAUAUGGAAAGUGCGGAGUGGAAAAUUUUGGAAAACCUGAUUCUGGAAGACAUUGUUGAACAGAUAGGACAAUUGGUCUUUGAAGUCCACGUUCACUGGCCUGGAUUUGAGGUCAGUGGCAAUGACAGCACGGUGGUCCGAUACUGGUACAGUCUUCUGAAAGAAUUAGAACUGAAGGAUUUCAGGCUUUUUCACACUUACAAAGACUUAUUGAAACCACAGAUGUUUCUGAAGAAGGAAGCCUUCAAUGCAAGUAGCUGUUACACACUAAGCUGGGUGAACACAAGAUGGAAAUAGCAUAAAGGAAUUGAUGACAUGUAAUCAUCCCACUCAACAGCAUUAGUGAAAAGGACAUUGGAGCAGCUGACAAAAGUUACUGAACCUGCAAACCGAGGCACUGCUAUCAAAAUGAACUGUCUUUCUGCUUCUCAGCAGUAUCACAAAAGCUGGAUGUUAUCGUGCUUUGCUUCUGAGUACUAGAAAGAGAUCUGGCGUUGAAAUUGUUUUGUACAGUGCAUCUUCCAUGGUUACAUUGAUAGACUUUAUUAGAAACAGA